This is a messenger RNA of Arabis nemorensis, 1728 nucleotides long. The record is from the annotation of a GenBank genome assembly. Lineage: Eukaryota; Viridiplantae; Streptophyta; Magnoliopsida; Brassicales; Brassicaceae.
AUGAGCGAUGAGAUUUCUCCGCCGGCUGAUCAAUUAGCCUCCGUAUCUUUGGGAAACGAUGGAUCCUCUUCGUCGACGGUGCAAAAAGCGAAGUUUUCGGACCGGGUUCUGAUUAGAUCCAUUUUGGGUCGACCCGACGGCGGAGCUGGACUCGCCGGCCAAAAGGUCAGAAUCGGCGGAUGGGUUAAAACGGGAAGGGAACAAGGAAAAGGGACUUUCGCUUUCCUUGAGGUGAAUGAUGGAUCUUGCCCAGCGAACCUUCAGGUUAUGGUGGAAUCGUCUGUAUCAGAUCUCUCUCCGCUGGUUGCGACGGGAACUUGUGUGAUCGUUGAUGGGGUUUUGAAGAUGCCACCAGCAGGUAAAGGUACGAAGCAGAAGAUUGAACUUAGCGUCGAGAAGGUGAUACAUUUGGGACCGGUGGAUCCGGCUAAGUACCCGCUUCCUAAGACUAAGUUGACUCUCGAGUUCUUGAGAGAUUAUCUUCAUCUUCGUUCAAGAACCAACUCGAUUUCAGCAGUUGCAAGAAUCCGCAAUGCGCUUGCUUUCGCGACCCACUGUUUCUUUCAAGAGUAUGGUUUCCUGUACAUUCACACUCCUAUCAUCACGACAAGUGAUUGCGAAGGUGCUGGUGAAAUGUUCCAAGUAACAACCUUGAUCAACGAAAUGGAGAAGUUGGAGAGGGAGCUCAUUCAGAACCCUCCGCCUACAGAGGCUGACGUUGAAGCUGCCAAGCUCUUUGUCAAGGAGAAAGGUGAAGCUGUAGCGCAACUCAAAGCUGCUAAAGCAAGCAAGGAAGAGAUCACUGCUUCCGUUGCUGAGCUUACUAAGGCUAAGGAGACUUUAGCUAUGGUUGAAGAGAGGUCAAAGCUUAAGCCUGGAUUACCUAAAAAAGAUGGAAAAAUUGAUUAUUCCAAAGACUUCUUUGGUCGUCAAGCUUUCUUGACGGUUUCUGGUCAGUUACAAGUGGAAACCUAUGCUUGCGCUCUUAGCAGCGUGUAUACAUUUGGUCCGACUUUCCGUGCAGAGAACUCACACACCUCAAGGCAUCUAGCUGAGUUCUGGAUGGUUGAGCCUGAAUUAGCUUUUGCAGAUCUACAGGACGACAUGAACUGUGCGGAGGCGUAUGUGAGAUACAUGUGCCAGUGGUUGCUUGAAAAAUGUUACGAUGACAUGGAACUUAUAGCUAAGAAUUUCGACAAGGAAUGCAUUGACAGACUAAAGCUGGUUGCCUCAACCCCGUUUGGGCGUGUAACGUACACUGAAGCAAUAAAACUACUUCAAGAAGCCGUGGCGAAAGGAAAGAAAUUCGAGAACAACGUAGAGUGGGGAAUCGACCUAGCUUCUGAGCAUGAAAGAUACUUGACAGAGGUUAUAUUUCAAAAGCCUCUUAUUGUCUAUAACUACCCGAAAGGGAUCAAAGCCUUUUACAUGAGACUCAACGAUGAUAAAGAGACGGUUGCUGCCAUGGAUGUCCUCGUCCCAAAGGUUGGAGAACUCAUUGGUGGAAGCCAAAGGGAAGAGCGGUACGACGGCAUCAAGGAAAGGAUCGAAGAGAGUGGUCUACCAAUUGAGCCAUACGAGUGGUACAUUGACUUGCGUCGUUAUGGAACAGUGAAGCAUUGUGGAUUCGGACUUGGCUUCGAACGUAUGAUUCUGUUUGCUACCGGAAUCGAUAACAUCAGAGAUGUCAUUCCCUUCCCUCGUUAUCCUGGAAGAGCUGAUCUUUGA